GCUCCGGGCCUCUCAACCAUGGCCCCGUGACCCCGUCCCGUUCCGUUCCGUUGGCUCGAACGCCCCUCGUGCAGGUGCAGCGCAAGUGGUGGCGGUUGCCCUAUAUAACACGCGCAACGCAAAGAUUGCCCUCCAAAUCCAGACGCCUGCUUGCUCUAGCUUGUUAUUAGCCAUCUCCAUCCUACGCCGCAACAGCUAUAGCAACCAUGGCCACCGCCACCACUUGAGAGAGAGGGAGGGAGGGAGAGAGAUCAGAGGGCUAGCUAGCUCGCAGCCCCGUCGCUGUCACCGCCUGGCUUUCCUCCUUACCUUGGCUCGCGCUGCGGCCGAGUGAGAACAAGGUCGCCGUCGCUCCAGGCCACCGAUCGAUCCCGUCCAUCCGCACGUACGGUUGCACCGUCGCGCUCACAGCUAGCUAGCUACCUAGCCCGCCCUGUCAAUCGCCUGUCUUGGCUGGCUAGCUCCUCCCUCCUCCGGAGCUAGCUAGCAGGCUACUCGUAGUCGUAGGCUGCUAGCUGCAGCCAGCGGCCGGCCAUGAGCGUCAAGCAGCAGCCGCCGCCGUCCUCGUCGUCGACGGCGGCCGCCUUCUACGCGACGCUGGCGCGGGGGCUCGACGACCUGGACCGCUCGCUGGCCUCGUCGGCGUUCCUGUCGCUGCCGUCGCUCCGGGCCGCGCUGGCGCUGCUCCGCGCCGCGCACGCCGGCCUGGCGCGCCUCGUCGCGUCGCUCCACCUCCCCGGCGGCGCCGCCUGGCUCGACGAGUACAUGGACGAGGCGUCCAGGCUCUGCGACGCCUGCCGCGCGCUCCGCGUCGGCGCCGCCGCCGUCGAGGGCUUCGCCGGCAGCGCCGCGCAGCUCGCCUCGCUCCUCAUGCAGGCGACGCCAUCCAGCCCCCACCUCUCGCGCCAGCAGGUGGCGCGCGCCAUCUGCGUGUGCAGGAGGGAGGCCAUGGCGCUCAAGGAGGAGAACCGCGCGCUGGUCGAGGCUCGCGCGGAGGCGCUCGCGCUCCGCCUCAGCGAGGGCGUCCCCGCCGACGCUAAGCUGGGCGGCUUCAACGGCUUCCGUGGCGUGCUCUGCGCCACCAGGAUGCUCACCUCCUUCCUGCUCACGCUCCUCUCCUGGGGCGUGCUCCACUACCGGGCCGACCCGGCCAGCGCGGGCGCCGGGGCCGGCGCCGCCGGGGACUGCGCCGCCUACUUCGGCGCGGCGUUCGCAGCGGCGCUUGCCCGCGCGCAGCAGCGGGCGGCAGCGGAGGCCGGCCGGUCGGUGGCCGCGGCGGGCGGCGGCGCCGGGGUGAUGAUGCACGAGUUCCGGCGCGCGUGCGCGGCCGUGGAGGAGGCCAAGGAGGCCGCGGAGCGCGGCGGCGACGUGGCGGCGGCGGCCGCGGAGGUGGGCCUGCGCGCGGGCGCGCUCCGGGCCGCGUGCGAGGACGUCCUGGCGCUCAUCGACGACCUGUUCGACGAGGUGGUCGAGGCGAGGAAGAAGCUGCUGGACCUCUGCAGCGGCGGCAACUGAGCGGCCGGCCCGGCCGGCCACGAGUACAGGAGGAAACCCCAUGGCCUCCCUGGCUCAUGAGCCGCCUGCAUUGCAGUGGCAUGGCAGGAGGUCAUGCCAGAGCAGGAGGGGCCCUGGUGGUUGCCAUCCUGCGUCCCUUCUUCCUCGAGUGCCUCUUCUGUUGCAUCUUCUCUGUAGUAGCCAUGACAGUCCUUGGGCAUGUCUGAUCAUAAAUGCACUAGCACGUACAAGUGAAUGCAAAAAGAAAAAAAAAAGUGAGACUUGACAACAGUAGUGUUCUUCUAUAUGGUAGCCAACAGAUAAUUCCUAGGUUUCUGAUGAAGUGAAGUGAUCAUCAAGGUUUAACUUUGGCAGGUUGACUCCACGAAAUGCUAAACAAUUGUUGA
Messenger RNA from Panicum virgatum (switchgrass), 1901 nucleotides. RefSeq lists its product as uncharacterized. The transcript is spliced from 2 exons. The record is from RefSeq and is a predicted model, not a curated record. NCBI's taxonomy places the organism in Eukaryota, Viridiplantae, Streptophyta, Magnoliopsida, Poales, Poaceae. The coding region runs from base 535 to 1515 and encodes 326 amino acids.